This is a messenger RNA of Fusarium venenatum, 1020 nucleotides long. RefSeq lists its product as uncharacterized. The record is from RefSeq and is a predicted model, not a curated record. Lineage: Eukaryota; Fungi; Ascomycota; Sordariomycetes; Hypocreales; Nectriaceae.
AUGGCGUCCGCACCAGUACCGGUAUUCUUCGAGCUCAGUUGGUCUAUCCUGUCAACCAUAUGCAUGGGAAAUGUUCUCCUCGGAUGUCUAGUAUGCGGUAUCACUAACUGGACGCUGCUGGCCGCUGUGCCUAUGUUUUCAUCAGCGGCUGGAGCUAUAGCAAACGGGUUGUGUUAUUAUGUCUACUAUCAACAACAUCCCCCAAUCUAUACCGCAAUAGCUUCGGUGUUUGCAGACAUCUUCUGGCUGCUACAAGAAGCCGGACUUUUGUUUUACAGUUACAUCAUUCUAAAGCGAGUUCUCCGUGGUUUGAGAUGGAGAGUGUUUGCUUCUCUCUUCUGGACGGGUAUUGCGGGUAUCGUCAUGGUACGAAUCGUCAUCAUCGCCUUCCGAGUUCGCUCUAUCCUCGCCGAAAACAACGACCUACUAACGACCAUAAACCACAUCCAUAUCGGCUACUUCGGUCUUAUCGCUCUGCUCGAAUGUCUCAGUGCCUACUUUCUCAUGGUUCUCUUCACUUCCGCCAAAGCCUCAUCGGCCGAAAUUGCACGCAGCGGUGGUCUUUUCCAAUAUUUGGCGAGGAGCACGGAAAUGAGAGUCGCACUUCUAGCCCUACAGGGUGUACUUCGUGCUGUCACACAUUCAUUCAAGACUGCUGGCCAGACAGCUGAGAAUAUCGCCACACAACUCGAUCGCUUUUUCUAUGCUAUCUUUUGCCUCUAUUCUAUGGUCUUGUACAUUGAUCUCCUGUCCUCCAAACUCAAGUUCAGCGCUGGUAGUCAAGAUUACCCAUCAUCUCGAGAUCGUUAUCACCAGAAUAGCCAUCAAAACCACUUCACUCCAUCUCAGAGGGAUGAAUUCGGCCAGGCUAGAUCCAGGCAUACUGUCAUCAUUAACGGGGGAAAGUCCAAGACGCGAAGUGAUUCGACAGAUCAGAUUAUAGAGUGCAAUUCGUCACAGGGCGAUGCCUCUAUCAAGCUUGAUGACAUGGACGUCAAGGGUAUUGCGAUUAGUUCAUGA